Molecule: messenger RNA, 8342 nt
Organism: Rhododendron vialii
Lineage: Eukaryota; Viridiplantae; Streptophyta; Magnoliopsida; Ericales; Ericaceae
Exons: 16
Coding region: 93-7703 (2536 amino acids)
Biological process (GO): vacuolar acidification
Cellular component (GO): RAVE complex
Molecular function (GO): protein binding
Source: RefSeq, a predicted model, not a curated record
GAAGGAAAUUUCACCAGCCUCUCUCCACUGCAAACCUCUGUUCUCCCCCUCCCCGUUCCCGCCGUCUCUCUCUCUCUCUCUCUCGCACAACAAUGCAAGACAGAAGAUCCAGUACCACCACAGCCACCACCACCACCGCCUCCAACGCCACACCAAUCGAAUCAGACAACUCAUCCACGGCCGUCGAUUUCGCUGACAAAUUGCCUCUCCAGCUCAUCCAAUCCGAGACAAUCCCGCCUGCGCCGAUCCGAUCCGAAUCCGCCGUCGACUGGUUACCGGACUUCUCCGGGUACUCAUGGGUCGCCUACGGAGCCUCCUCUCUCCUCGUGAUCUCUCACUUCCCCUCCCCUCUCUCCCAAGAAGAAACACUCAUCGGUCCCAUUUUCCGCCAGGUCUUCCAGCUCUCCACCGACGCUUCGGCCCUGGUUUCUUCAGUCUCAUGGUCCCCUGCCAUGCCUUCUGUUGGUGACCUCGCUGUUUCUUUGGAUAACUGUAUCGGCUUGUUUUCCCAUAAUUCAGCCGUUUCUGAUGGUUCUUUUUCUUGGAGCCAGAAUGCAGUGCUUGUGCAAUCUACGAAAGUAGAAACCAUCAAAUGGACGGGCUCUGGCGAUGGGAUAAUUUCAGGUGGUGUUGAGGUGAUCCUGUGGAGAAAGAACAGCACGUCCUGGCAAAUAGCUUGGAAGUUUAAAACAGAACUGCCUCAAACUCUGGUUUCUACAACCUUCUCUAUUGAAGGGCCAUCGGCAACGGCUUCUUUGAAUACACGGCAUGCUGAAGAAUCCUCAUCUGGAGCCAGUGAGGCAAGCAAAUGUGUGUUCGUGUGUUAUGGUGAUGGAAAGUCUAAUUACAUGAAAGCAGAGCUAUGCCAUCCUAUGCCUGUUUCUAUGAUUCAAUGGAGGCCUCUAAUAGGAAGCCAAUCAACACUAGACAUUAGACAUCCACUGAGGCAUGUAUUGCUAACAUGCUGCCUAGAUGGAACUGUAAGGUUAUGGAGUGAGAUUAAUGAUGGGAGGGUUAGAAGAAUUGGCAAGGACAUCAGUGAUCAGAAAUCCACGAGAAGAUCAUUCCAUGUUGCUGCGGUAAUUGAGAUUAACCAAACAAUGGAUGGAACUCUGGGCUCUGACAUAUUUGUUCGAUGGGCAGCAGACAUUGAUGGUGUGCUCACAGCUGGUAUAGCAGCCAGCCAAUAUUUUACAUCAGGAGGUCAUUAUCAGCAUGAGAAGGCUGGAAGGUGUGAAUGGUUAGUUGCAUUUGGGCCUCAUAUGUUGGUGACAUUCUGGGCCAUUCAUUGUCUUGAUGACAUUUCCCCAAUGAGGUAUCCACGAGUGACUUUAUGGAAGAGUCAAGAAUUAACAGGUGCUAAAUUGGGAACAAGUGAUAUACUACUAAAUAAAGUUGUUAUCCUCAGAAAUGAACACUUUGGUCCACCAAACCUGUGCUCUUUGCUUUGGUUGUCUCCAAGUAAUUCCUUAUGCUGGUCACAGUGUUAUACUCAUAUAUCAACUAAUGCGGAGGGGUGCUUAGAUAAAUCUGGGAAGGAGAAUAUUUUGUCAUGUAAUGCCGGUGCAAUUGUAAAUAUAAAUGGUCAUACUGGGAAAGUUAUACAAGUUGCAGUGCAUGCUAAUAGGCUUGAAACGGAACUUGCUGUUUCUUUGGAUACCAAUGGAUUGCUUUUAUUUUGGUCAGUUUCAACCAUUUCUAAUAGCAUUACGGGGCUGCCAACUUUGAAUCCAACGUGGAAACUUUCUGGAAAACUUGUAAUGCAGACCAAAUAUUCAAGCUUGACGUGGGCACCCUCAGUUUUAGAUGAGGACACACUUCUUCUUAUGGGACAUGAUCAAGGCAUUGAUUGUGUCAUGAUUAAGAUCAGCAGAAAUGAAGAAGAGAAGAUGCUAUGUCACAACUUUUGCACUAUCCCUUUUACUGAUCACUGUCAUGGAAACAGGCCCACCAAUAUCUACUCAAUUCCUUUGCCUUCAAGCUGUAAGGAAACUUUUAGCGUUAACAAUUUUCUGCUCUUAGCAGUAUGGAAGGAGAGCUUUCAAGCUUUGUCGUGGAAAAUUGGCAUCCAUUCCUGUGAUUUGGAUGGAAGUGCUUGUGGAUGCAAUUUCGACUCUGGAAAUGCUGUUACAGACGGUUCUUGGGCAUUCAAAAGUAAUUUUGCUGGUAAGAGAUAUUGGAUUGAUGUUGAUCCUUGCUCUUCGUUAUUGCCAGAUCCACACAAUAAGGAUGAGAUCAUUAGUUUUGCCGUUGUUUGUCCUAGCAUUUCUGUUCUAUCUGAAAAACAAAAUUGCAUUCCUGUUGAUGAAUUGUGCUACAAUUCUUGGGCAUAUCACAUGGCCACAGGCUGUGCCAAUGGUAGUUUGAAGCUAUGGAGAAGUAUGUCAGUUAAGCAAAUGAACUCGAAAAUGCAGUGGGAACUAGUUGGUAUACUUGCUGCACAUCAAGGGCCCAUCACAUCAAUAUCUCUAACUGAUUGUGGCCGAAAGAUAGCAACCUUCUGCCCAGGCCCUUCAAAUACUUCUAGCACUGUUCAUAUAUGGGAAACUGUGCACCUUGCAAGUACAGGCAAAUUUUUACUUGAAGAUACAUUAUCUCUUGAUGGAGAAGUUAUUGCUUCAAAUUGGUUAACUCUGGGGAGUGGCCAGGUCAUACUCGGAGUUUGCUUACAAAAUGAAUUGCGGUUUUAUGCAGAAAGACUGAGUGGUGCGCAGCCCCUAAUGAAACCUGGAAAGUCUUUAGAAGGAAACAAUUGGUUAUGUAUUGCAUUUGCUCAUACGCACCCUGAUAUACGCAAUUUCCUCUGGGGCCCUAGAGCCACAGCUGUGGUUGUUUAUGAUAGCUAUUUUUCUCUCUUCAGUCAGUGCUUAUUAUUCGCUGAUGAAAAGCAUCAGGCUAAGUGUAAUUCAGGAAUUAGCAGGAAUAAUCUCAUUUAUGGUGACAGUAGACCACAUAACGAUAUGCUUGAUGCAAUUUUUGUUGCUUAUGAUAUUUGUGAAUCCAAAGAAUCAACAGCAGAAGACAAUCAGGAAGAAGGGCUGUCCACACUCCCUAUGAAGAUGAAUAUAACAAACGAUGUUCUAUCAAGCAUAUUUUUAGCAAGUGCUCAGCAGAAGUAUAGUUUGGAUACCAAGAUUGAUUUCUGUAGUGUGCAAGGUGUCGCUGAGAAGUUACGGGGAUCGCCAGUUGUCUAUCAUCCUGAGGCACUUCUAAUGAAUAUUGCUACAGGCAACUGGGAACGUGCAUUCGUAGUUCUACGACAGCUUGUUGAAUAUUUCUCCUCUAGUGAUGCUUCUGUGACAGGAUAUGCUAAAUCUAAGCAUGCCAUUCCACUGGUCCACCUGUCAAAUUAUCUUGAAAGAGUUCCGUCAACAAAAGUGAGCGAUAAAGCAUUUCACUGGAGUGAGGACGCCUCCUUGCAGAUUCCUAAAAGCUUGAACCAAUUUACCAAUAGCUGGCAGUCUUAUACUUCUGGUCACACUUUCACUUCAUCUUCAGCAGAAUCUGAACUUAGUGCAUGCUUUGAAGCAGCUCAGAAGUUAUAUGACAUGACAGCUAUAAGCAACACAGAAAAGAUUCAAAUUCUUGCCAUUGUUGAUCUUCUCUGUGAAGUUGUUAAUCGACAAUCUGCUUCCGCUUAUAACAGUCUUGAUGAACCUGGCCGAAGGUUUUGGGUGGCUGUGAAGUAUCAACGGCUAUAUUUUUGCCAAAAAUUUUCUAGAUCUGCAUCCUUGAGCGAGUUGGCUGUUGACUCCGGGCUAUUUGUUUGGGCUUUCCACUCUGAUUGUCAAGAGAAUUUGUUCAGUUCCCUUCUGCCUAGUGAACCAUCUUGGCAAGAAAUGCGGAAUAUGGGUGUUGGAUUUUGGUAUACAAAUGCAGCACAAUUGCGAUUGAAGAUGGAGAAGCUGGCUAGACAACAAUAUUUGCAAAGUAAGGAUCCCAAAGCUUGUGCACUUCUAUAUAUUGCACUAAACAGAAUUCAAGUUUUGGCUGGUCUCUGUAAAAUUAGCAAAGAUGAGAAGGACAAGCCAUUGGUGGGAUUUCUUUCACGUAAUUUUGAGGAGGAUAAAAAUAAAGCAGCUGCUUUGAAAAAUGCUUAUGUUUUAAUGGGAAGACAUCAGCUGGAGCUGGCUGUUGCUUUCUUUUUGCUUGGCGGUGAUGCCUCUUCUGCUGUUACUGUCUGUGCAAAAAAUCUCGGUGAUGAGCAGCUUGCUCUUGUAAUUUGUCGCCUUGUUGAGGGUUGUGGUGGGGCAUUAGAGCGUCAUCUUAUACUAAAUUUCUUGCUUCCAUCUGCAAUUGGAAAAGGCGACUCCUGGAUGGCAAGCUUUCUAGAGUGGGUAUUAGGGAAUUAUGCACAAUCCUUUUUGAGCAUUCUUGGUGUUCAAAAGGAUUCACCCAUCAAUAGCUCUGCCCUCGUAUACAAUCAUACUCCUUUUCUGGAUCCAAGCAUCGGUCAAUACUGCCUAAUGUUGGUAACCAAAAAUAGUUUCAAGAAUGCUGUUGGAGAGCAUGAUGCUGCAGUCCUGGGUAGGUGGGCAAUUUUGAUGAGUACUACAGCCCUUAACAGAUGUGGCCUGCCUAUCGAAGCUUUGGAGUGCCUUUCAACUUCUCUGAGCAGAAUUGGGGUUUCAGAUCAAGGAAGCAUGUCAGAUAUUGAGAAAACUGAAGUUCCGAACAAGAUGCUAAUGCCAUUUCCAUACAAUUCCUCCCAUAACUGGAUAUCAGGAGAUGUGUCUUUCCAUAUGGAGACACAUGCUAAAUUAGAUUUAUCAAUGCAGUACAUUUCAAAACUGUUAAGAGAGCAUCCAAGCUGGCCGGAAAGCAAAUGCUCUGAGUAUGGGAUUCAACAAUACAACAUGUUACUUGAAAAUUAUUACAAGAAGUUAAUGGGAACGCUUGCAUAUCUUGAGCGAAAAUUCUCUUUGAAUCCUUGCCAUCUGAUUGACAUGAUUGUAAUAUUCCUGUCAAAUAAUGGAUUAUCCCUUAUUGGAUACCAUAUAUUGCAUGCCUAUGCUUCUCAAUACUCCUCACAAGAUAAGAGGCCUUUGUUCAAAGGUUUCCUCAUGUAUCCCAUCGAACCCAUGCUACUUUUGAAGGCUACUGAAGAAAUGUCCUGCUUAUUUUCAAGAUAUGUUGUUUCCUGUUUUAUAACUUGCUCUCAGCCAAAACCAUGCUCCACUGAUAAUAAUGCUGCUGGUGAAAAUAGAUUUGGCUUUCUGGCGGCUUGGAAGUUCUACUUGCAAGGUCUCAUAUCGUCUUUGUGGAGGUUGAGAGCCAUAUUAAAGUUGUCUUCUGGUUUUUGUGGUGAAGACGACAUCAGGAAAACUUGUGUCAUUCUUGAUUUGUCUGAGUUUUGUGCAUAUCUUGCAUCAGCUUGGCUUCAAAGGAGUUGUAAAGCUCUUAUUCUGGUUGUGAAACCCCUUUUGCUCACAUGUUCAAAAGGGCAUGCUCCUAAUGAAAUCGCCAUGUCUGAUCUGAAGAUGCUCCUUCACCAGACUAAAGAGUUGCUGGCUGAGAAGACACUGAGUGAUAACAUGGGAAGUGCUGUCGGGGUGACAAAAGCAACACAGGACAGUCAAGGUGAGGUUAUUAUAUCUACAAUACCAGAAGAAGUGAGAUGGCUAAUCAUUAGGGCUGCUUUGUGGGGACACGUAUCUUCUUUUCUGACGGAUCACCUGAACUCAUUAUUUGAGAAUAGGGAAGAUAAAUAUUCUUUUGCUCCGUUUUAUAGACUUUCCUCCUCUAUGUCUAGCAUGUGUGAAGUUGAUGGGAUUAAUGCACCUAAUCAAAUGAGGCUGGUUUCUGUGGUUUUGGCCAAGUUAUUGAAAACUACAUGUGCACUAAUUUCUUCUUCUAGUACGAAGCAGCUUGCAUCAUUUCUGCUGCAGAAAAUGGAGGAUGGAUCCAAUGAACCAACUCUUACGUGGUUAGAAGGUUUCAGUGAGUCAAGUCCAAGAGCUCUCAAUAAGCAUCUUAGUCAUGGUUUUGACAGUCAGAACGUGGUGAACAUUGGAAAUGACUUGUCAGCAUCUGAGCUCUUAUGGAAUUUUUUUUCUGAUCCUAAAGUUAUAUCUGAAAGACUUGAACAACAGAGCUUUAAAUGGCGACAGUAUACUAAGCCAAAGCCCCCAAAAGAAUGGAGUAACAUGUUUGUGAGCGUCUAUGGGGAGUUUAUAGCUGAGGAAAAACAAAGAGGUGGUUUUGAGGCUAGUGAAACUGGAUCACAUUUACGAGGCCCAUCUCCUCCAGACAGUAAUUCUUUUCCAAGUUCUGUACAACCAAAUAUGAUGCUUACUGAGAAGCUUUUGCCUUUCCAGAACCCUAAAGAAGUUUGUAGGAGAAAUGGAGAACUUUUAGAGGCAUUGUGUAUCAACUCUAUUGAUCAAAAGCAAGCUGCUCUUUCUAGUAACAAAAAGGGGAUAAUUUUCUUUAACUGGGAUGAUGGCCUACCUCUAAGAGAUCAUUCUAACUAUAUCUGGGCAGAGGCAGAUUGGCCACAUAAUGGGUGGGCUGGAUCAGAAUCUACCCCGGUCCCUACUUGUGUGUCUCCUGGCAUCGGACUUAGAAGCAAGAAGGGGGCACACCUUGGGUUGGGUGGAGCAACCGUUGGCGUAAGUUCUUUGGCAGGACCAGGGAAAGAUUUAGCAGGUGGUGUAGCAUUUGGAAUUCCAGGUUAUGCUGGUAUGGGUGCAUCCGGCCUUGGUUGGGGGAUUCAAGAGGAUUUUGAGGAGCUCACUGAUCUACCUGCCACUGUGGAAAACGUUAACACAAGAGCAUUCUCGAGCCAUCCUUCUAGGCCUUUCUUUUUGGUUGGAUCUAGUAACACGCACAUUUACCUAUGGGAGUUUGGCAAGGACAAAGCGACUGCAACAUAUGGUGUGCUCCCUGCUGCAAAUGUACCUCCGCCGUAUGCUCUUGCAUCUAUAUCAGCUGUGCAGUUUGAUCAGUGUGGACAGAGAUUUGCCACUGCUGCAUUAGAUGGAACAGUAUGCACAUGGCAGCUUGAGGUGGGAGGAAGGAGCAACAUCUGUCCAACAGAAUCAUCUAUCUGCUUUAACAACCACGCAUCGGAUGUCACUUAUGUUACUGCCAGUGGAUCAAUCAUUGCUGUUGCUGGGUAUAGCUCCAAUGGCGUUAAUGUGGUUAUAUGGGAUACACUUGCACCACCCUCAUCUUCUCGAGCUUCCAUCAUUUGUCAUGAAGGUGGCGCCCGCUCGCUUUCGGUAUUCGAUAAUGACAUUGGAAGUGGUUCUGUUUCUCCAUUCAUUGUGACUGGCGGUAAAGAUGGUGACGUUGGACUUCAUGAUUUCCGGUACAUAGCUACUGGAAGGGCAAAAAGGCAAAGACAUUUUGGUUGUGGUGAACCAGACAACAAUGCAUCUUUGACCGCUGACGGGAUGCUUUGGUAUAUACCGAAGGCUCACUUAGGGAGUGUCACCAAAAUAUCUACCAUACCAAAUUCCAGUUUAUUCUUGACUGGAAGCAAAGAUGGAGAUGUUAAACUCUGGGAUGCGAAAACGGCCAAGUUAGUAAUUCAUUGGUCAAAAUUGCAUGAGAGACGCACCUUUCUGCAACCUAGUUCACGGGGCUUUGGUGGAGUCGUUCGGGCUGGCAUUACAGAUAUUCAAGUGAUUUCUCAUGGUUUUCUGACAUGUGGUGGAGAUGGUUCUGUAAAGCUGGUUCAGCUCAAAGGUUUUUCUUAAGAAUUUUUUCUAAGUGAAAAUCAGGUUCACCUAAGCUGACAGAAAGUAAAAGGAAGUAAUUCUCAGAAACUGCCUAACCCAUUAGACACAAGGGAGAUAUCCAAUAGCUCCCACCAAUACCAUGCUUGGUUAAUCAAUAGCUUGUCCAUUUCUACCCAAGCUCCACAUCCGUAUUUGGUCAACACGGUACAUAUCCCCUGGAAGAUUUUGGUAUUGGUUUUGUAAACACAUAACCUCUGCAAAUAUCCCGUGAAGCCAAAACGGAGCGAUUGAUUUUGUUGUACCCUACAUCACUUAAUUUGAGCUGAGUAUACAUCCUAUUUCCCGCCUAUGUCAAUCAAAUGAGUUUGAAUGAGCUGUAAACGAGAAGAGACUCAGAGUUUGUUUGCAGUUCUAACUAACUGUUAGAUUUUCCCUGUCCUUUUUUAAGGAAGGAAACAGGGUGGGUGGAGGGAACUUAAUUAUUAAGUAGCUAAGCAUUUGACUGGAGUUCAUAGACCAUAUGAGCUAAAGGGCUCAAUUAAUGUAUAGCGUGCCCCAAACGAUUGGGAUAGGAAAUUUUGCUAAAUUUAUUUAUAUGGGACAGACUGGAUUUGGUGGAAAAUUCAUAAGAAAAUAGUGAAAACUUUGAUUUCUGCU